Messenger RNA from Pelagomonas calceolata, 1324 nucleotides. NCBI's taxonomy places the organism in Eukaryota, Pelagophyceae, Pelagomonadales, Pelagomonadaceae. The record is from the annotation of a GenBank genome assembly.
GCCUGCCAAAACUCCCACAACCUCCAUAGGUCUGGAUAAUACAACGGCGCAGGUCCUCUACUGACGCCCGCUGUUCAGCAGCCGCGUUUGCACCAUCGCUGCGGCCGCCACCCGCGAGACACAGGACAGCCCUUGAGCACAGGACCUGCGCGCCGCCGUCCGGAAGUCUCCGAGGCACGACAGAGGACAGGAGAGGCGUGACAACGGCACACAGAGGCGAGCCACCGGCCAGAACAGGAUGCCCAUCGACUACACGCACUUCGAUGAGAUCGGCGACGACGCGCCCGUCCCACAAAAACGAGUGAGGAAGAAACCCCACGCGGGGCCCGAGGUCGUCCGGGAGGACUUUGAAGAUGACAUCUCCGCCUACUUGGAUGGGGGCCUGCCCAUGCCGCCGCCGCCGCCGCUCACGGAUGAAGAAAAACGCGAGCUCUUAAGGAAGUCAAAACUGAAAUUCCAGGCGGCGAAGGACGAGUUCGGGGCCGAGGCGACGGCGUGGCACCGCGAGCAACUGAAGCUCGCCGCGCGGGACCGGUGCGUCUACGGCCCGGGCGCGCCGGGGGCGCCCUGCGACGGCGGCCGCGCGCGCGUGCGUGGCGGCGAGGACCUCUCGACCUGGGACGCCGCCGCGAGGGCCGCGCAGACGAAGAAACCGGCUCCAGGACCCGAGUCGCUUGAUAUGAAAGCGUUGCGAGAACAAGCGGCGACGGGCGACGCGGAAGCCCAGUAUCGCCUCGGUGCUCGUUUAUAUGAAGAUAAAAAAGGCGCGGAGGCGGAGCGCUUUCUGAAGCUGGCCGCCGCGCAGCACCACGCCCAAGCCUGCGUCGCCCUCGGCGAGGCCUACGCGGCGCCCGUCGACGAUCAGAUUAGAUUGGACUUGCAGGAGGCCCUCAAGUACUUCCGCAAGGCCGCGCGGGCGGGCCACGCCGCCGCGCGGCGGCGCGCCGCGUUCCUGGACGACGUGUUCCGCGAGGCCGAGGCCGAGGGCCCGGAGGCGCCGAUCUUUGAUGACGACGACGCCGCGGCGAAGAAUGAUGCGGCGGCGGCGGCGCGGGCGGCGCACGACGCGCGAAUGGCCCUCGAGGGCCCGGCGGCGCCGGGGAUCGACCGCGGCGCGAUCCGCGAGGCGACGGAGGCGCUCCGGGCGCUCGGGAUGUCGUCGGCGGAGCUCCGCGAGCGGAGUUAGUGUUGGUGUUGGUUGUUGGUGUUGUGUUUCGAAUCAAAACUGGCCACGCAAGCGAGGCAGUGAAGCGGCCCGAGCCAAGCGGAUAAAGGAGGACCGUGGAAGUGAAGUUCGGCCGCGAGGCGGUUGGCGACGACGUCC